Messenger RNA from Nerophis lumbriciformis (worm pipefish), 501 nucleotides. The record is from RefSeq and is a predicted model, not a curated record. NCBI's taxonomy places the organism in Eukaryota, Metazoa, Chordata, Actinopteri, Syngnathiformes, Syngnathidae.
AUGUCUGGGAUCCCUCCGGACACAUGGCAACCUCCCACUGUUACAAUGGAGACAACGAUGGGGACAAUUGUGUUGGAACUCUACUGGAGACAUGCACCUAAAACCUGCAAAAACUUCGCUGAGCUGGUCAGAAGAGGCUACUACAACAAUACUAAGUUCCAUCGGAUAAUACAGAACUUUAUGGUGCAAGGUGGUGACCCAACUGGGACAGGUCGGGGUGGUGCAUCUAUUUAUGGGAAGCAGUUUGAAGAUGAGCUCCACCCGGAGCUUAAAUUUACUGGGGCUGGUAUAAUCGCAAUGGCCAAUGCUGGCCCAGAUUCGAAUGGAAGCCAAUUCUUCCUCACACUCAGACCCACCCAGUGGUUGGAUGGAAAGCACAGCAUUUUUGGAAGGGUGCACCAGGGGAUAGGAGUGCUCAACCGGAUUGGACUGGUGGAAACCAAAGGGCAAGAUCGACCUGUUGAUGAUGUGAAGAUCAUUUCAGCUUCUGUUGCUAACUAA